AGUUUUGUUUUGAUUACCCAGUUGUUCACAUCGUAGAAGAAGCAGAAGAAGUAGAAAAUCAUUAUAGAAGCAGAGAGAAACAGGAAAAUACAAGUUCGAUAGCGAGCAUUGGAGUUUUAUUCCAACCGUCUGAUCAGAGUGGAGGCAACCCACCCAGUUCUUUUUAGGACUAAUUGAGUUAAUGAAUUUUCCACCAAAAUUUGCCUUGCCGCUUCGCUCGGUCAAUUCAGUUCCCCAAUUGCCGUCCUCCAGUGCGAACAUUUUCAAUCAAUUAGUUCUUCCUCACAUUUUCUUUUUUUUUCUAGUUAUUGUUUUUCUCUUGUACUCUCUACUUCUAGCCGAAAGAUAGUGUAUGGAAGAACAAUAAAAUGAAGAAAUACGAAAGGUAUCAAAGAAUGGUGCGAAAGCCGGAGUAUCGUUUAACAAAAUUUUCGUGCAAGUCGAAACGUUGAACGGAUAAUUUUCAAAAGAUUAAAUGUACGAAACACAAAUUGCAGAAUUGCGAGAGUCAUACAUAAUCAAAAGACCAACCUUGGAGCGCGAUAAAAGGUAAUCUCACCUGAAACAAAAAUCCACCUAAGAACGGAUCUAUAAGAGAAAAAUUAAAGGCCCACAAGUUUUCUUAGGCGUUAGGAAAAAAUUGAUUAUUCUAUGUCUAUUGACUUAAAAAGCGGUAAAAGAAUUUCUUCGUUUUAUCAUGUGCCGUAAAAACAUUCGCUGUACUUUCCAAGAAGUAGAUCUCAGAAGAUUUACAAUGACGCUCGGUUUAACCCAUGUGAUACAGUGCGAUUCCGAUUUUGUUAAUGUUUGAAAAUCCCUUCUCGUCUGCCCGUGUUUCAAGUGCACUGGAUUAUUCAUUACAAACAGCAUUUGCUCUGUGUAUGCAAACAGUGCAAAUUUGAAUGAAAAUAAAAUCUACAAAUUGAAAAGACAGAUCGCACUCUAAUUAAUGUACACACAUUUGUACAUGAUUGUUUAGAAAGUGAUACGCGUUAUCUGUCUAGAUCAAGAUGAAAUAGUUUAAAUAGAAUGAUAUCCAUUCCGAUGGUCACGUAUUCUGGCACUAGGCUUCCAGUUUAGGUGGCAGCAAUAUGUUGAUUCGGUUCACAAUUUCACUCAUUCUCUGUUCAGCUGGAAGCCUCGUACGUAGCGGAAUUUCCUCCUGUCGGGAUGUGAAAUCGGGCUUCGAUGGAGUUUACCUACUGGAUCCAGUGUUGGCAUCGAUCCCAUCGUUUCCCGCUACCGUAAUUCAUCGACGCUUUAACGGUAAUGUUAACUUCAACCGAUCCUGGAGUGAGUUCAAAAAUGGCUUCGGCGAUUUGCAGGGCGAACUUUGGCUGGGGUUAGAGAAGAUGCAUCAAAUUACACGAGUCGGUAGCCACGAGCUGUUGGUGCUUACAAAACUCAGGGACGGAACUACGCGAACGGCUCGUUUCGAUAGGUUCGCGGUUGGCAGUGAGUUUAACCUGUAUCAGCUUCUGAUAGGGCGUUUUGUGGCGGGCAAUUUGUACAGUGAUUUUAGCAAGCAUAAUAAAACGACCUUCGCAACCUUUGAUAAAGGUGGGGUUGGUCAGUAUUGUGCCCCAAUGAUCGGGGGAGGAUGGUGGUAUUCGAACUGUUACUACGAAAACUGGAAUUUGCCGUUCGAAUCGAAUGCAUGGAAGAUGUACGAGAGGGAGGCCCGCAUGCUUAUCAGACCGUUGUGAUUAACAUGAAAGUUAGAAUUCAUAAGAAACAAAGAAAGAGACGGAAAAGUGAGAAAUCGCUACGAGAAUAAAA
Wyeomyia smithii (pitcher-plant mosquito) is the source of this 1779-nucleotide messenger RNA. Its product is annotated as ficolin-1-like. The transcript is spliced from 3 exons. The record is from RefSeq and is a predicted model, not a curated record. NCBI's taxonomy places the organism in Eukaryota, Metazoa, Arthropoda, Insecta, Diptera, Culicidae. The coding region runs from base 1092 to 1706 and encodes 204 amino acids.